Messenger RNA from Penicillium brevicompactum, 1785 nucleotides. RefSeq lists its product as uncharacterized. The record is from RefSeq and is a predicted model, not a curated record. Gene Ontology annotation, cellular component: acetolactate synthase complex; mitochondrion. The coding region runs from base 1 to 1785 and encodes 594 amino acids. The transcript is spliced from 4 exons. Gene Ontology annotation, biological process: L-valine biosynthetic process. Gene Ontology annotation, molecular function: thiamine pyrophosphate binding; magnesium ion binding; acetolactate synthase activity. Lineage: Eukaryota; Fungi; Ascomycota; Eurotiomycetes; Eurotiales; Aspergillaceae.
AUGGAACGGUCGCGCGAUGAUGAGGUGCAAAAAACGUAUACCGCAUCUUAUGCCUUCUUCGAGGCCCUGUGGGAGCUGGGGGUUCGCAAUUGUUUUGUGAAUCUGGGCUCGGACCACCCCAGCAUCAUGGAGGCUAUGGCAAAAGGGUUGAAAGAACGCCCAAACGAAUUCCCCAGAAUCUUCACCUGUCCCAAUGAGAUGGUCGCUCUAUCCAUGGCGGAUGGAUAUGCACGAGUCACCAACAAGCCUCAGUGCGUGAUCAUCCAUGUUGAUGUCGGCACCUCUGGUCUGGGAGCAGCAAUCCAUAAUGCCUCGACAGGCCGCGCACCUGUGUUGAUAUUCGCGGGCUUAUCACCUUUCACCAUGGAGGGUGAGCUACGUGGUUCACGCACUGAAUAUAUACAUUGGCUGCAGGAUGUUCCCGAUCAAAAGCAGAUUGUUGCUCAAUACUGCAGAUACGUCGGAGAGAUCAAGACUGGAAAGAAUAUCAAGCAAAUGGUCGGCCGUGCCUUGCAAGUUGCCACGAGCGCUCCAAUGGGACCGGCGUACUUGAUGGGAGCUCGUGAAGUUAUGGAAGAGGAAGCCCAGCCAUACCCCAUCAAGCCUGAGCAUUGGAGGCCCUGUGAGGCAGCGGCGCUUCCUGAGUCACACGUGAGAUCAAUUGCAGAGCAGCUCAUCCAAGCCGAACAGCCACUGGUCAUCACGGGCUACAGCGGCCGGAAUCAUAAGUCUGUGGAUGCGUUGAUUGGGCUGGCAAAUCAAGUGUCUGGUCUGCGUGUGCUGGACACCGGAGGCUGUGACAUGUGCUUCCCGGCCGAUCAUCCCAGUUGGUUAGGCAUGCGGUAUGGCUCGGAUCCCAGCAUUGAGACUGCGGAUUUUAUCCUAAUCGUGGACUGCGAUGUGCCUUGGAUUCCGACUCAGUGCAAGCCGAGUGAUACAGCAACAGUUAUUCAUAUCGACAUCGAUCCGCUGAAAAAGCUGAUGCCCUUGUUCUAUCUUCCAGCCGUUCGAAGAUACUCAGCUGAUGCCACAACGGCCUUGAGUCAGCUGUCAUCUUUCAUUGACUCUUCGGUUGAUCUUCAGUUGUCUUUAAAGUCACAGGCUCAUCAAGAGAGAAAUUCGCGUCGGCAAGAAUCCCACCAGGCGCUAAUCAAAACUCUUGAUGAGAGGUGUGCAUCUUCUCCCGAUGCGACUACCUUCAACGCCUCACUCCUUUGCAAGAAAUUGAGAGAACUUACCCCCAGUGACACGGUGUUUGCCAUCGAGGCGGUCACAAACUCAGUCCUCAUUGCCGACCAAGUCCGUGCCACUCUUCCAGGUCAAUGGAUCAACUGCGGUGGAGGUGGCCUUGGGUGGAGUGGUGGCGGUGCCCUCGGGAUCAAACUUGCUUUGGACGCGAAAAAGCCUGACAGCAAGCCACUCGUGAUUCAAAUUGUUGGUGAUGGAACCUUCCUCUUCAGCGUUCCAUCAAGUGUGUAUUGGAUUUCGCAUCGGUACCAGAUUCCGGUUCUUACCAUCGUCCUCAACAACAAAGGAUGGAAUGCUCCCCGACGAUCGAUGUUGCUCGUUCAUCCCGACGGGCACGGAUCAAAGGUUGAUAAUCAUGAGUUAAACAUCUCGUUCGACCCAAGCCCCGAUUAUUCUGGAAUCGCGAGAGCUGCAAGUGAUGGCAAUAUUCAUGCGGCGAGGGUGAAAGACUUGGCGGAGUUGGUUCCAGCGCUCCAAGAAGCCAUCGAGAUCGUUCGCGGGGGAACUUCUGCUGUUAUUGAUGCGCACAUUGUAUGA